Messenger RNA from Mycetomoellerius zeteki, 589 nucleotides. RefSeq names its product ribosome biogenesis protein TSR3 homolog. The record is from RefSeq and is a predicted model, not a curated record. The coding region runs from base 1 to 516 and encodes 171 amino acids. Lineage: Eukaryota; Metazoa; Arthropoda; Insecta; Hymenoptera; Formicidae. Gene Ontology annotation, biological process: maturation of SSU-rRNA. The transcript is spliced from 2 exons. Gene Ontology annotation, molecular function: rRNA small subunit aminocarboxypropyltransferase activity.
AUGUUACAGUGUGUGAGUCCGACGGAUUGUGAUAUUAUACGGGAGUACGGCUGUGCGGUCGUGGAUUGUAGUUGGGCGCGGUUGGACGACACUCCCUUCAACAGAAUGAAAACGCCUCAUCCUCGCGUACUGCCAUUCUUAGUCGCUGCAAAUCCAAUAAAUUAUGGAAAGCCUUAUCAGCUGAGCUGUGUAGAGGCUAUAGCAGCUACUCUGAUUAUAACAGGAUUUCCGAACGAGGCCGAGCUGUAUCUCGGAAAAUUCUCAUGGGGACAUUCGUUCUUAGAGCUGAACAGCGAACUAUUGGAAAAGUACACUCUUUGCACAAGCAGCGAAGAAAUAAUUACAGCACAAGAAAUGUAUUUAAAGAAAGCCUGGCAAGAGAAAUUAGAUAGGCUUACGCUUCCUGAUUUUCCGGAAAACAAUACGGAAUCCGAAGAAGAGAAGGAAGAGAAAGAAGAGAAAGAUACGCAUGCGGUCUUAAAAGUAACUGAGGACCUGAGCGAUAUGAAAAUAUAAAGUAUAGUCAUUAAAGAUAGUUGACUUUUUAACGAAAUUCUUGAUUUUGAAUUUCCAACCAUUACGAUUUAAA